This is a messenger RNA of Camellia sinensis, 1902 nucleotides long. Its product is annotated as sarcolemmal membrane-associated protein. The record is from RefSeq and is a predicted model, not a curated record. Lineage: Eukaryota; Viridiplantae; Streptophyta; Magnoliopsida; Ericales; Theaceae.
ACCUACGGUUUGUGGGGUUACAAAAUCCUAACCUAGAUUUGGAACCAGCGCCUUGUUUCUCUCUCAGUUCGAAACGCUUGCUAGGGUUUAUUUGGUUAGGGACGAAACUCGACCUCGUCUUCACUUUCCCUUCUCGUCUCCAAUUUUUCAGAGUAAACCUCCGAUCAGGUUGAAAUUAGGAAUUUAAAAUGGGAAGCAAAGGUCGAAUGCCACCUCCUCAUCAUUUAAGGCGCCCUCUUCCUGGUCCUGGCAUGGUUCAUCCUGAUGCCUUCAGUUCAGGAAUAGGAAUGCGCCCACCACCUGGUGCUUUCCCUCCUUUUGACAUGUUUCCUCCUCCUGAAGUUAUGGAACAGAAGCUUGCUGCCCAACACGUGGAGAUGCAAAAACUUGCAACCGAAAACCAGAGGCUUGCAGCUACCCAUGGUACAUUGAGACAAGAACUUGCUGCUGCACAGCAUGAGCUGCAGAUAUUGCAUGCCCAGAUAGGAGCUGUGAAGUCUGAGAGAGAACAGCAGAUGAGGGGCCUUAUGGAUAAAAUUGCAAGGAUGGAAGCUGAACUUCAAUCGGCAGAACCCGUUAAGUUGGAGCUGCAGCAAGCACGGGCAGAUGCCCAGAGUUUAGUGGUCGCGAGGCAGGAACUUAUUUCUAAGGCACAACAAUUGACUCAAGAUCUUCAGAGGGCUCACUCUGAGGCGCAGCAGAUUCCUGCUAUGAUGUCAGAACUUGAGAGCCUCAGGCAGGAGUAUCAACAUUGCAGGGUUACCUAUGACUAUGAGAAGAAAUUAUACAGUGAACAUCUCGAGUCCCUUCAGGUGAUGGAGAAGAAUUACAUGACCAUGACCAGGGAGGUUGAAAAGCUUCGAGCAGAGUUAACAAAUGCUAACAUUGACAGACGAAUUGGUGGGCCUUAUGCUGGCACUGGCUACAGCGAGAAUGAGGUUUCUGGGCAUUACCCUGGAGGACAAAACACAUAUGAAGAUGGCUAUGGUGUUCCUCAGGGACGUGCCCCCCUCCCUGGCAGUGGAACUGCAGCUCCUGCUGGCGGUACUCCAUCCCACACUGGUGCUCAAUCUGGACCUAGUUCUGCAAGAGCUGGCUAUGAUGCACCCAAGGGGCCUGGCCAUGAUGCACAGAGAGGGCCCAAUUAUGAUGCUCAAAGAGGAGCUGGUUACGAUGCACAGAUAGGACUCAACUAUGAUGCACUGAGGGGACCCAACUAUGAUGCACAGAGAGGAUAUGGCUAUGAUGCACAGAGAGGAGGCGUCUAUGACCCGCAGAGGGGAGCUGGCUAUGAUUCGCAGAGGGGAGCUGGCUAUGAUGCUCAGAUGGGAUCUGGUUAUGAUGCUCAAAGAGGACUUGGUUAUGAUGGACAAAGGGGACCUGGAGGAUAUGAGGCACAACGUGGACCGGGAUAUGACAUACAAAGAGGAUCUGGUUAUGAUACAGGCAAAAGUGGUGGGUAUGAUGCACCACCUAGAGGUGCUGCUAACCCUCAAGGACAGGUGGCAGCUCCUAACAAUGCGCCUUACGGGUCUACAACACCCCCUAAUCGUGCUGGGGGUGGUGGGUAUGAGGCACCACCACGAGGAGGAAACAACCCUGCUCGUAGAUGAGCUUGAGAUUUUGGUCUCAGUAUUGCUGUCAUUUGACAAGUUCUUGCUUCUAGUUUCCAUAACAUUGCAGCUCCUGCUAUUUUUUUAUUUUUAUUUUUAUUUUUUAUUUCCUUCCUCAAGCCAUCAUCCCGUUAUACAGAAGCUCUGUUGAGUUUGUUUUAAGUACUAUAAAGGUAGUGACAAGUACCAGAAUGGAGCAGGAUGUGGAUUAAAGUAAUUCAUUGCUUAAAGCAGACUUUGUACGGAUAUUUGUACUCAUCAAUACCCACUGUUUUGCUCUUGUAUGCCA